Messenger RNA from Arabidopsis lyrata subsp. lyrata, 1050 nucleotides. RefSeq lists its product as uncharacterized. Bases 279 to 800 code for a protein of 173 amino acids. The record is from RefSeq and is a predicted model, not a curated record. The transcript is spliced from 3 exons. Lineage: Eukaryota; Viridiplantae; Streptophyta; Magnoliopsida; Brassicales; Brassicaceae.
UAAACAGCAGAGAAUUCUCCCACAAGGAAGCUCUGUUACUACCUUUCUCAUUAAGCAUCCGUGACUACCGUAUUCCCCAAUUUAUUAGAUAAAGUUUUCAAGACACAAAAUUACUUUUUAUUGGACAUUAUGAAUAAAUAAAUAAAGGUGAGAUACCCACUUCAAAGAAAUGGUAACGUGUCUUUUUCUUUAAGCGAGACGAUCCAAUCUAAGCAAACAAAGUUGUCUUUAUAUCUAAAGAACCAUUUUGUGAAAGAAAGAGAGAGUAAGGUGAAUCCAUGGCGUCCAAGAUUGUCUCCGCCAUAGUCUUUGUGUUUAACCUCAUUGCCUUUGGUUUAGCCGUUGCUGCUGAACAAAGACGAAGCACUGCAAGGGUUGUGCAGGACACUGAGGUGCAAUACAACUAUUGUGUGUAUGAUUCAGACAGAGCCACAGGGUAUGGAGUUGGAGCUUUUUUGUUCUCAGUGGUUAGUCAAUUAGUUAUCAUGCUCGCUAGCCGAUGCUUCUGCUGUGGAAAGCCUCUCAAGCCUGGAGGUUCACGCGCUCUUGCCCUCGUUCUCUUCAUUGUUAGCUGGAUAUUCUUCUUGAUAGCAGAGAUAUGUCUAUUAGCUGGAUCGGUAGAAAAUGCAUACCACACAAAGUACAGGACAAUGUUCAUGGACAAUCCUCCUGAUUGUCAAACUCUACGUAAGGGCGUCUUUGCCGCCGGCGCCUCAUUCGUCUUCUUCAACGCCAUUGUCUCUCAGUUCUACUAUUUCUUCUAUUCCUCUGCUGCCGAGGCCUCCCUUUCACCUUACUAGAGGUUCUUAACCAACAAAUAAGUUCUUUGUUUUUUUCUCUAAAUGUGAUAUGCUAAUAUCAUAUUUUGGGGUGGUUUUUUAUGUAUGACUGCAAAAUUAUUUGAAAAUGAUGGUACAACUAUGAGUUUUGUAGAUUGAUUGGUAUGGUUACUGAGUUGAAAUGUUGUUUUAAAAAAAGUGGAUGUAAUUUGACGAUUUGUGACACAUGAUAUACUGCUCUUAUUCAUUGAAUAAGGUUUGAUUUGAGCUA